Molecule: messenger RNA, 6134 nt
Organism: Bombyx mori (domestic silkworm)
Lineage: Eukaryota; Metazoa; Arthropoda; Insecta; Lepidoptera; Bombycidae
Product: nucleolar protein 4
Exons: 15
Coding region: 215-3253 (1012 amino acids)
Source: RefSeq, a predicted model, not a curated record
AGUGCACCGCGCGCGCGACUAGCGGGCGGUCGUGUAUGAGAGGAACAGCGUUUCGCUCUGUUUUCCCGCGACGCGAACUACGUACGACAAUAAGAUUAGUGACUUUAAACCCAAAUUCAGUUAGAAAUAUACUUUUUAAUAUUAUAGUGUUGAGCAACAACUUUAUAAUACACUUUAGUUUCCCGCUAAAAUGCGUCAACACUAACAAAACAAGAUGGCUGCCGCUAUGAUCAGCGACAGGGGGCUACGGAAGAAGCUAACCCAAGACGCGAUCCCGGAGAAGACCCCGCGAAAGCCGUCCAAACGCAAAUCGACGGCCGGCGCAUCCAAAGCCGACAAGAAAAACGAACAGAACAACAACAAAAGACCUAAAGUGCAAACCGGCGACCCUAAACUCGAUUUGUUCACGACGUACCAGCCCUGGGUGAUACAAACGUACGGCGACCAGGCAAAAACCAAGACGAUUACAUUAAAAAAAUACGCGCGGAUCUUGCGUACGCUACGCGGCGAGGAGUGUAACAGUUCGGACAGCUCCAAGUUUCGUUUCUGGGUCAAAGCGAAGGGUUUUUACGUGGGGAAGCCGCCUGGUUACGACGCGAAGCCGGCGGACAGUAUUGUGUGUCGUUAUAGUGUCGUGGACGCUGAGGGGUGCACGAGGGGGACCGAGGGGCACGAGGUGUACAGCGGGUCGCAGAACGACCCCCCACUGUACAUACCCACGCCGCCUUUGAAGAAUGCGCCGAACCAAGAACCCGUGUACCGAAAAGUAGCCAUCGUUGAAAAUUUCUUCGACAUCAUCUACACAGUCCACGUAGAACUUGAAGGAAGACCUGGAAAACAUGCAGGACAAAAACGAACAUAUAGAACGAUUACGGAGACGUACGCCUUUCUGCCGCGGGAGGCCGUCACGCGCUUCCUCACCGGAUGUGCCGAGUGCGCCAGGCGCCCGCGCAGCGCCUCGCCCCCACCGCUGCCCACGCCUUCCCCAUCCCCCACAAGACACCCCACUUACCUCCCGUAUCACCCCCACUGCCCACCUGACUACUCUCGCAACUGGGAGUCGGAAAUCGACGCGGCCCAUUCAAAUUAUUACGAACCUAAAUUCGAGUAUACCGAAUUGCAGCCGGUCAAGAAAGUCGAGAGUCCCAAGCCCGCAGAGGUUGAAGAGGAACCGACGUACAUAGAACUAACCACGAAGAAAGUAGAUUUCGAUCAAAACCAGCCCUACAGCAGGAGUUCUCCUGUUGAACCGGCGAUAGAACAAGACGAACCAAUCAGAACUGACCCCGAAAUAGACAAGGACGACAACAGCCUGAUAGACGUCGAAGAAGUCAAACCUAAUGACAGUCCGCUUCUGCAUAAAGAAGAGAAUACGAAAGAGUCAGAAGGAGAGAACACGAGUGCUUCUGAAACGCCAAGCGCUAGUGAAAAGACUGAGAAGAAAAAAUACAAUCCGCUGGACGUUGCGAACUUGACGUCAAAAGAUCCUCCUAAAUGCAGGUCUCCGAGUAAAUUUACGGGAGCGACUUUAGAAUAUCCCGUUAGCUUCGGGAGGUUUGCCAGGCAGUGGAGGCCAGACGGCGCGAUGUACUAUGGGGGCGAGGACGUAGAAUACGGCGCGCCUAUUACGACGAACUAUUUAAAGCAAUCCAAGAAUUCGUCUCAACAGAACGGCAGCGACUUGGAAAAGGACAACUUAACUCCGGAGCCGCACGACAUGAACGAAGAAGAAAACUUCACUAGUCAGGCCCUCGCGAAAGACGCUGAGAAGUUGAAAAUGAUGUUGCUUGCAUGGAAUUACCACAACCAGUCUCAAGGUCGUAAUGGCGAACCCGAUUCUGGCGGUGAGAGCAUGGCUGAUCUGUGGGCUUCAUACCACAGCGCUCUGGGCCUCGGCAGCAAGCCACCGAAAGCUCCCACGCCCAUGAAUACUGGACACUCGGUGAGUUUUAAGAGUCCAAUCCACGUUGGUUCAGCGACUCCGGUGGAACCAGCCUCUACCCAUGACGAGACAUCGUCGUCCGACAGGACCAAGGAUGAUGACGAUGGUGGCGCUUCGGAUGACGAUAGCGACGACCGGGUGGAUCCGCAGCAUCACGACCCGGAGAGAUUGAAAGCAUUUAAUAUGUUCGUCCGCCUAUUCGUGGACGAGAAUCUAGAUAGAAUAGUUCCCAUCUCCAAACAGCCUAAAGAGAAGAUUCAAGCCAUUAUCGACUCAUGCACACGUCAGUUCCCGGAGUUCGCUGAACGCGCCCGUAAGAGGAUCAGGACGUAUUUGAAGAGCUGCAGGAGGAAUAAGAAAGUGAGAGGCGAUGUUCCUACCAGUGGCAGCGGGAACACACCCGGCAGCGGCAGCGCUUGGGAUUCCACGGUCCGGCCGACUCCGGCGCACUUAACAUCAGUACAAGCUGAACAUAUAUUGGCGCAGGCGUGCGAGAACGAGAGCCUCAACGCCAAGCGCAUGCGGCUCGGCCUCGACCCGGUCAGCCAGCCCAUGCCCACAGUGCCCACGCCUAUGGCAAUAGAUUCAACGGCCACUUCAGCUGUAGCUUCAUCGUUCCUAAGCUUAUACAGCGGAGCUAUAAGCAGCCCCGCGUCGACUUCAGCGACCACCACCUCUACCUCUUCCCUGGCAGCUGCGGGCCACAGCAAGGCCGCCGCGGACACUACAAGGCCAUCAGCCAGCCCGACCAUGGAGAACGCUUUGUUGAACAACAACACUUUGAAAGUGGACAACGCUAAUGGAAAUACUGGAAGCAAGACCGCCAGUCCAGCUUCGUCACCGGCGCCCUUAUUCAGACCAACUUUCCCGGCUACAUUUGGUACUCCACAAGGCUUCGGAAGGCAAAAUGUGAACACAACACCAGCAUCAGCACUCUCGAGUAGCGCACUUCUGUCUACCCUCACGGCUCUACCUCCUUCAGGGGUUGGGGUGAAUGCUGCAAUGGCUGCCUACCAAAAUGCACUAUUGUCUGCAAUGGCGGCUCAUACACACACAUUUCCAACUAAUAUUAGUGCUCCGACAGACCUGUCCUUAAAAAGUUCAGUGCCAGCGCCUCUUCACGUUACAUCCGCGCCAUCUCUAACUGGAACCACUUCUUCCACUCAGUCGAAAUCUCAGCUGUUUACUCACAAACUGUCCGGACCGGAGGUAGGAGCCGUGAGGCAGCUCAUCACUGGAUACCGCGAGUCCGCAGCUUUCCUACUGCGUUCAGCCGACGAGCUUGAGACAUUAUUGUUAAAUCAACCAUAGGAUCAGGCGAAACGAUUCACGGACUUUUUCGGCUUCAAAUUUGGAUAUUUUUAAAAGAUCCGUGUAUUAAAAUGUUUGCAACCAUAGACUUCGAGUGUGGUUUUCAGCAGAUCGAAAUCGGUAGUAGUUGAACUUAAGCCAUUGGUAUUUAAUAAAGUUUAUCGUUGGAAAUUUAAAAAUGCUUUAGUUCUUGUAUUUCAGUUGUACAGGAAUGUUAUAAUGUGAAAUAUAUUUAGGCGUAUUGUUAUAACAUUCUGAAUUUUUAUAUUUAGAUGACGUCAUUGUUUGAUCAUAUGGUGGUUUGUUAUAUAAUAUUUGGUACUUUAAAACUUGUACAGGUUGCAACGAAAGUAGGUAAAUACUUUAAAAUAACAUGAUUACCUUCAAACAACGAGGUAAAUACACCGAAAAAAAAAAUUUACGUGAUAUUCAUAAGUAUGCCAACUAAAUUUUUAAACAAAUCAAAAAGUAAAAUAGUUCUAAGUAAUCUUUCUCUUACAAUAGCACCAGAUACACAAUUUUUAUUCGAUUUUAAACUAAGUAGAUAACUUAAAUUUUGCAAUAGUUACACGUGCUUGAUAAACGAAACCAUUUUAAAUGUACAAAACUAUAUCUUUGUAAGUGUAACUGGCAACACAAAAUUGCAAUAUUCAGGUGUUUGCGAUAUUUUAUUUUGGGUUGCCAUUUAAACUUUUUAUCCAGCUAUCGGUAAAGAUUAAACGUUAAUUUAAAUAAGCUAAGUGUUUAAAACUAGUGAUGUAAAAAAACAGUAGUUAUUACUGAUCUAAAAACUAUUGAAAUUUGUGAAAUUUUAUAAGAUGAUCGCGCGGAAAUCAAUGAUACCCUUCAUUUCUAUGAACGCUGAUUUUGUAAAAUAUGAUUUAUGUGUGUUGCUUUUGGUGUAAAUUUGUAAGAAAUUCGUAAGCUACAUUUUACGAUAGGAAUGUGUGGGCAACUCUAACUUUUAGCAUUCUCAAAAUGUAAAAGGCGAUGGACUAAAUUAUAUGAAGACGUAAGGGUUAAUUCAGUUAAAUGCCGUAAAUAGAAAAAAAAAGGAAACCAACAUUUUAAUGUCAAUUGAAGACGUAUCUUUUCCAUCUAAAAUACUUAAAAACGUCCUUUUCGCAUUCCGUUGACGUAUUGUCUUGUGUAAAACAAUCAGUUGUUUAUCCAUUGAAGUGUAAGUUUUCCGCGUUCGAGCUAAAAUCGAAAGCUGCCAUAGAAAACUCGUCGAAAGAGUACAAAAUUAAUAUUUUUGUGUAAAAUUUUAGGGUGUAAGAGAAAAAAAUCAGGGAGUCUCUAGAUUAUUAGGUUAAAAAAAAUAUUCUUGCCUGGUGCGACGUAAAUUGUGAAAUCGAAAAAUAAAUUUGCUUAUACGAAGAAGAAAAAAAGGGCGGCUACGGUAAUUUCACUUUUAUCAGAGAUUUAAUUAAUAGUUUUUAACGUAUUUAGGUGUAAUAAGCACGAAUUUAAUUUGUUGUUUUGUAUUAUUAAUAGUGCUGUAGACUUAACUCGUAUUGCUGCUUUUGAAUGUAUUUUGGGUUUAUUCUUCGACCCAUAUUAAUUUCUUAUAAGUUUUUUUUUUUUUCAUUAUUAAAGAAAUCUUUUUUGUUUUCCCCAAUAUUGAACUCAAUAUUGAUCAAUCCGUCAUCUCAUUUUUGAUUCUCGUCACUUUUGUUUAUAAUUCAUAAAUUAAACUAGUGUAAUAUUAUCAAUUUUCGCUCUGCUCAGUACAAGAAAUAUUCAAACAUUAACUGUAUAUCUGUUACCAUAGAUUAUAUGGCCAAGUACUUAGAAAUUAAGGGUUAUAUUACUUACUGCUCAGGUACAAAAAAUAGUUAACAUUAAAAACUGAUUUCGAUUUUGGCCUAAUUACUUUGAGAGCUUACCUCAUCGUCGGCUUAGGUUCUGGCCAGUGUUUUUUUUCUAGCAUCCUUAAUAUAACUUUACGAUUAUAAUGCAAUAGGAUAGUUACAGAUGUAUAAACGCUUAUUUUAUUGCUGUUCAUGUAUCACGCUGCUGUGAACGCAGCUUUACAAGUUUUCGUCCAAUUAGAUUUGUAUUUAGACAAAUCCAACCAAUCAGAGCUCUGCUGCAUUUUCAUUACGAUGAUUCUUAUAAAGGGUGUUGUUUAGUGUGUACGAGACUUAAGAUUUUGAAGUUGAUACAAAUUUGAUCAUAGAUUCACUCGAUUCUUCUAAUAGAAAUAAGCUUAAGGUACUUUAGCUCCAGUACAUACUAAACAAGACUCGAUAAGUACAAUUUUUCGCAAGCUUCUCGCCAGUUAAAUCAAUUAAAAAUAAUUGUAAAUUCACUUUUGAAUACUGAAAAAAUUGCCAAAGAAUACAAUUGAUUUUUAAUUCGACCAACGAAUGUGAACUUUAUCUUCUUGUAUUUUAAGUUUAUUUUAAGCUUAGCCCUCCAGUGGAGGUCAUUCCAAUGUUUUCUAAAAUGAUUGUCGUCGGUGCGAAAGUGAAUAUGCGUUACAUUAUAUUUGGAAAUAACAUGUGACAGGUAAGAAAUAUAAAAAAAAAAUUAACAUAAAAAUAUAACAAAAAAAAAACGUGCGAAGUUGAUGCUGGAAAACAAAAAUGUCGGAGAGAAAGUUAAGAAAUGAAUUUGUUAGAAAUUAAAAUAUUAUUAUUAUUAUUAUGAUUAUUAUUAUUAUAGAUGUGUAAAUGAUUUACAUUAUUAGUUCGCGAGAAACACAGAAAGGCGUUAAUGAAAAUUAAAAAUAAAUUAAAAUGAAAUUAAUAUAAAUUAAUGAUAUGGCGAUUGUUACUAUUAACGAUAUUGAAAAAUUUAGUUAUAAUUUUGCAUCUUCAAAAUGUGAGUUUUACAAUUUUAAAGAGGAAAAAAUAUAUAUAAUAUGCUCAUGUAA